This is a messenger RNA of Frankliniella occidentalis (western flower thrips), 11577 nucleotides long. RefSeq names its product E3 ubiquitin-protein ligase UBR5 (gene hyd). Gene Ontology annotation, molecular function: RNA binding; ubiquitin-protein transferase activity; zinc ion binding. The coding region runs from base 139 to 9645 and encodes 3168 amino acids. Gene Ontology annotation, cellular component: nucleus. The transcript is spliced from 33 exons. NCBI's taxonomy places the organism in Eukaryota, Metazoa, Arthropoda, Insecta, Thysanoptera, Thripidae. The record is from RefSeq and is a predicted model, not a curated record. Gene Ontology annotation, biological process: DNA damage response; protein polyubiquitination; regulation of double-strand break repair.
CUUCACAUGUCAUCAGGUUCAUGUCGUCAUUGUCUUGAAAACAUGGCGAUUGGGUUAUUGGACGAAUUCCUUUCGUAAUUCAAGUGUUCUAGAAAAGAUUCUUAUCCAGGAAAGGACGUUUAUUUGAAAGGGGGGAUAAUGUCCUCCCUUCAUUUUGUUGUCCACCCACUUCCAGGCACGGAAGAUCAGCUAAAUGAUCGGCUGAAGGAAGUGUCUGACAAGUUGAAUAGGUUUGGUCACUCCAACCCGGCUGCCUUAAGUGGACUUAAAGUUCCUGUGAAGCAAAUUGUUGUAGGGCCAUCACAUUUAGCCCUCCUAUUAGAAGAUGGACGGAUAUGCAGACUUUCAUUUUCAAUAAUAUCUGACAGAUUAGACCUUAGCAAAAAUGAUCCCAACAAGAACAGUCGACCUAGUGGUGGUGGAGGUGGAGGAGCUGGUCGCCAAAUACACCGCACUAGAGCGCGCCUCAUGCGAUCUAGUGCUGCAUUGCGUGCUACAGCCGGGACUAGAGGUGCCGCAGGUGUGAUAAUUGGUGCCAGUAGCUCUGGUGGCUCUGGCUCCAGCACUCGUCCACUUGUUGUUCCAUAUGUCCCGGAAGAACUAGUGUCUCAAGCACAGGUGGUACUGCAAGGGAAAAGUAGGAACCUUAUUAUAAGAGAGCUUCAGCGCACCAACCUGGAUGUGAAUCUUGCAGUAAAUAAUCUUCUUUCAAGAGAUGAUGAAGAAGCUGAUGAUGGAGAUGACGCACAGGAUUCUUAUGUGCCAGAAGACCUCAUUUCUCUACUUGAUGGAAAUUUUCACACAGAUCAUUCUGUUAUUAUUGAUGCUGACACUAUGUUCUCUGAAGAUAUGUUUGGCUAUUCAGCUAUUCGCAACUCAAGACCUGGUACUGCGGCUCGCCGACUAACAUCAAAUGUGAGCUCGUCAGAGAGAGAUAGAGAUAGGGAAAGGGAAGGAGAUAGAGACCGCGACCGCGAUAGCUUUUCUAGAUGGAGGGACAGACAGUACUUUGGCCCUCGAAGAUGGUUAGAAUCAGCUCUAAGGGAUUCCUCUGCUUGGGACAGGGAUCAAGAGAGCAAAAAGAAAGAGCUAGCCCAACAAAGUCCCCUUUGGAUAUCUGAUGAGUUGGAAUAUUGGCCAGAUAGGUCACCACUGGAGCCACUGCCAAAAUUUGUAAAUAUUGUUGGACUACAUAGUGAGCUUAUAGCCCUUUCAUGCACUGGGCAACUGUACCAGUGGCGGUGGGGUGAUGUAGAACCUUACAGACACCCUGAGAAUCCAUCGGUUCACCACCCUAAAACAAUCCCGCUUGGGCUAUUAAAUGAAAAAAUUCUACACAUAUCAGCUUCUGCAAUAAGAUGCUCUGUGGCCACAGAAAGUGGACGUGUAGCUACAUGGAUGGAUGAAACUCUGCAACAUGCUGCUGGGCGCUUAGAACACCCAGCCCAAAGUUUUACUGAGUUUCAGUUGGAUGACAUUGUGUCUUUGCACACCUGCAUACUGUACACAGUUGCCAGACUUGAAAGUGGAGCAAUGUACUGGUGGGGCAUAUUACCAUUCAGUCAAAGGAAGCGUCUUUGGGAGAAAUACAGGGCUAAAUCACGCAAACAUCGCCCUUCUACAACAUUAUCUGCUGAAAUUGUGUCCGGAAGUCAAGUUUGCAUGAAAAUAAGCCCCAUGUACCAGGCAGGAGCAAUUGGUUUUACCAUCUCCAAUGGUGUGCCUAAAGUGGGCAUUCUUCAAAAUUCAGCUUGGAAUUUGACUGAUGUCUGUCGGUUUAAACUGCUCCCUCCAUCCCCCACUCCAUCCAACAGUGGAGUUACUCUAGAGCAGCUUCAUGGCCGGGCUCGCGACAGUGGCAUAGGCAGUGGUAGCAAUAGUGGUAGUGGUUGUGCAAGCAACUCAGGCUCUUCAAGCAAAAUUACACACAAGGAAACUGCAGACCGCCUUGAUAUGCCUCCCCCUCCCUCUCCUGCAUCCAGCACUUGCAGUGACACACCAAGCAAUACAUCAAGCAUCAAAAGGCAAAAACGUCCUGCACCCAAAGGGGAUGAUGGUGAAAAGAAAGAUGAAGAAGAAUGGCCCCUCAAAGAUGUGAUCUUUGUGGAGGAUGUUAAAAGUAUGCCCAUUGGAAGAGUUCUCAAAGUCGAUGGGCAGUAUGCGGCUGUGCGCUUUACGGGUUCUAAAGAAUCUGCAGCAUCUAGCAUUGUUAACAAAGAUGGCCCUAAAGAUGCAGGCGCUGCUGGUUUGGAUGACAUGAUGAGUGUACUUCAAGAGUGCCGUUUAAUGCGAAAGGAUGACUUGCAAGUUGUAAAAUCAACAGCCACAUCUAGAGUUCCAGAUUGCUUUCAAAGAACACCUCGUCGAGUGAACAUUCCAGAAAGUGGUGGGCAAGUUCUCACUAUUGCUGUAGAUGGCCAAGGAAUUCAUGCAAUCGUCAAAACUGGGACUAAAUUGAGCUAUGUUCUUUAUAAUGUUAGCACUGGUCGUAUUGAGCAGGACAGUCCAUUUCCAUGUGAUACAGCUGCUUUCUUGGGUUUAGACGCUCAUGCUGUUAACCUGACUAGUACAGGAGAAAGUGGGCAGAGUGUCCUCCUCUUGAGGGAUGGUAAUAGUGCAAUUUGUCCUCUUGCGAAGGACUGUGUGGAAGCUAUAAGGGAUCCUCAUUGGCUGGAUCUUCCCCCCAUUCGCUGCAUUGGCACUGGAAUACAUGCUCUGACGGCAGUCGCUGCUAGCACUAAUUUGAAGAACCAAGUUGCGCUUCUUGUUCUAGCUUUAGAAUCUCAGAUCCUUAUGUCUAAAGUGCUGCGAUGUGACAUUGAAGGCAUUAAGCAAGUUCUAAAUUCCUUGGACUCUGAAGCCAAGUUGGGUGUGACCAACAGUGUGAUGUUGAGUAAUAUUUUAAAGGAACGAUGUGAUGGAAAUAGGAACAUUUUCCAUGCAUGUGUGUCUCAGUGUGCCCCUACAUCCAACAAAGAUCCAUCUGGAGAGAACACAGCAGAAACUGGCACUUCAACUACAGGAACACCAGCUGCAGCCACUGCAUCACCUGCUGGCCCAAGUGGUUCAAGCAAUAGUGGUCCUGCAAAUGGUGGAAGUAGCUGUGCUGGUGGAAGCUCAAGUAAUGGAGCACUCGACAAUGCCAUAAAUGUCAUUAGCAGCACACCUGUAACAUUAAGAGACAUGAUGAGGAGAGCUGUUCGUUCUGAAACUGCUGAGUCAGUUGGUCAAAACUCAGUGGAUGAUACUAUUCCCCCAUCCCUGUCAUGGCAAGAGACGUUUGAGAUUGCUGGUUCUGGUGAUGAAGAUAGUUUGAUGGGACCUGGGCGCUCAGGCAACAGCAGCAAUGCAGGGAACAUGGGAACUUCAAUUGGAUCAGGUGCAGUUUUAAACCCUGUAGAGAGACGCAAUGCAGCCUUGCAAGCUCUGAAUAUUUUGACUGGAAGCCGUGCUCUUCAACCACACCUUCAUGAACUUUUAAGUGCUAAGGAUGCUACUGGCCAAACCCCUUUCAUGUUGGCUGUUACCUCUCGUGCAUAUCCAGCUGCUCAAACCCUCCUUACAACAAUCCAGAGUGUUGCUACAAAAUUAGCCUCAGAGCAAAGCAUGAAUAGAAAUAAGACAAGUGCUGAUUUGAUUCCUGACGAAAAGAGAGCUGCCUUCGAUGAUAACCAGAUGGACUGUAAGAUGGAAGAUCAGACAGGAGACAAUGGUGUUUCAAUGGAUACCUUGUUUAAUCCACCAAGUGCAUCGUCUACUCCUGUGCCUGGCCCUUCUGGAAGCAACCCAGAUGAGAAAAAUUCUAACACAUCUUGGUUCAAACUCUCAAGAGAUCUUAACUCAAAGCCGCCACUAGAGAGCUCAGAGGGCAGACAAGACAUUAGCAGUCUGAAAGAUGCUGCCAAAUGGAAUCUGAUGGCAGAGAUGGUAUAUCCACCUGGCUCACAUCCUGAUUGCAAUCCUCUUCAUGUUGUGUGCUGCAAUGACACUUGCAGCUUCACAUGGACUGGAGCUGAACACAUCAAACAGGACAUCUUUGAGUGUCGUACUUGUGGUCUGACAGGAUCCUUGUGUUGUUGCACUGAGUGUGCCAGAGUUUGUCACAAAGGCCACGACUGCAAAAUUAAGAGAACCAAUCCCACUGCAUAUUGUGAUUGCUGGGAGAAGUGCAAGUGCAAAGCGUUGGUCCAAGGUCCACAGACAUCAAGAUAUUAUCUCCUCUGUCGACUUGUAACAGAAACUCACCUGGUUGAAUUGCCCAACGCAAGAGGUGAAAAUAUCCUGUUAUUCCUUGUUCAAACUGUUGGACGACAACUGGUAGAGCAGAGGCAGUUCCACGCUGGAAACCGACCUCAGAGGGCCUCUGCCACCCGGAAAGCACCAUCAUCAGAUGUUGAAGUUGACAUGCCUGAUCAUGAUUUAGAGCCACCACGAUUCAGUCGUCGUGCAUUAGAUCGACUUCUUAACGAUUGGCCAGCUGUUAGAGCCAUGAUUAUGUCUGGAAUGCGUGAAUCUGCGACGGGUAAUAGCUCUAGCUCUGCCCAAAUGAUAUAUGAGGAUCAGGCAUAUUUACGCAGCCAAAGUGGCACAACACAGCUUGACAAAUUUACCCACUGGUUGUUGGUGAAAUGUAGCAAUGAAAUGUUUGAUAUUCUCCUCACUACUCUAAUUCGAGAGCUGCAAAAUGAGUCUGUUCCUGGAAGGCAGACAGAUGCUCGCAGUGUUGCCCGUCGAUUUGUGAGGUCUGUUGCCCGUAUAUUUGUUAUCUUCAGUAUUGAAAUGGCUCCACAGAAAAGCAAGAAACGAGUUGUAGCCAAUGAGCCACUUCUGAAGUGCAAACGUGUAUUCCAAGCUCUCAUAAGAUUAGCUGUUGAAGAACUUUGUGAGACAGCAGACAGUCUCAUAGCUCCUGUAAGGUUGGGUGUUGUCCGUCCAACUGCCCCAUUCCAGUUGUCUGGCUCAUUUGUUGAAGUAAUAGCUGGAUCAGAAGAACUGUUUUCUGUUGAGCCCCUGGCUUUGAGUGGAGGAGGCUUUGUUGAUCCUCACGCUGAUGAGGGCGGCUUGUCAUCUGCCGCCUCGGGGCAUGCAGACGGAAGGAGUGCGCACGGUGCCUCUGCCAGCGCUGUUCGAGCCCGUCGCGUCAUGGACCUGGACGACACGGACGGUGGUGAUGGGUUGGGUGGUGAAGAUGGUGAUGACAACGCCAGCGACGGUGACGACAAUGCGGACGGGCGGGGUGGCGGUGCUGAAGUGGAGAGGGAGUCUCGCUCUUUAAGCGAGGCUGUUGUCAAUGACGCAAUCGAAGGCGGGAAUGGAGCCCAAGAUGAAGCUCCACCUGAUGCCGAAUCUGACACAGAGUUGGAUCUCCUCGCCGAAACGGAAAGUGACAGCGAUGACAAUCAGAGCAACCAAGAUGCUGCAUCUCAGCAGAGAAGUGUACAGACAGGUGCCACCACAGGGUCGGACACAGGCAUGGCGUCAUUAAUGCUUUAUCCGGAAGACGAUUCUGGAGAGUCUUCUCAGCAAGAGGAGGAGGAAUCUGAGGCGGGUGAAAGUGAUGAACAGGAUGCACAAGAAGACCUACCACUUAGUGAUGAGCAGCUAGAGAGGCGCACGACUAACAAUCCACAUGGUCAGAGGAACAACUUGGCCCCCCAGUCAAUGCAGUGGGCUAUCCGAACUCGUGACUCAAAUGCACGUGCUGGAGGGGUGCGUGUUACAGGUGGUUCGUCUGUUAUGUUCAUCGACCCAUCAACGCUACGGCGGUCUGCUACAGCCGCUAACGUUGUGGCAGCUGCACAGCAGGCAGCUGCUGCUAGCCAUGAGCCUCAAACCAUGGCUACUACUGCUUCGUGUCUUGCAAGGGCAUUCUCAAUUGUCAUCCGCCAAAUUGCUGACUUGCUUACAAUGCUGCAGGACUACAAUGCUCUGACUCCAGUUCUUCCAAGAACAUUGGAAAUUACUUAUCAAGAAUCAAUUAAUUUACAGCUCUAUUUGGAAUAUCACCUGAAGCCUACAUGGGAUUGGCUUCUCACAGUGAUGGAUUCAACAGAAGCCCAGUUACGCUUUGGAGCUGCACUUACUCAGUCUUCAGAUCCUACCCACCCUGGCCACCCCUUGUACUCUUCAACUGCUGGAGGAAGCAGUAGUACCUUACCAGUUACAACUGAGCCAAGGCGUCCAGUAACCACCACAUCCAGUAACACAACUGGAAGCACUCGCAUAGUGGGAUUCUCUUCAGAUGCUCAGCGGCCUGCACGUGAACGUGAAGGAUUAGAUCCCCUAUUGUCAAGGCGAGAGUUCCUCUCAUAUUGUUUAUCACUGAUGCGAUCACACAAUGCUGAACAUCUAGACAGUCUUCCAGUGCUUGAUGUAUCUGCUCUGAAACACAUUGCUUAUGUGUUUGAUGCAUUGAUUUAUUACAUGAGGUCUGGUGCUGACAGUCCUGUUUCCCCAGAUGUUAUCAGAGAACCACUUGAGGCAUGGAAUGAUCAAGAUGAAAAUGACAAUGAUGAAGGCGAUGAGGACACCAAUCAAUCAGUGGCUAUGGAAACUGACUCUGUUGAUGAGCAAGAGGUUGGUGCGAGCAGUCUACUUGCAUCCUCUUGCUCUGGUAACAAUAAUGCUCUUGGGGAGAGGGAAAAAGUCCCCUCAAAUGGUGCGAGCAAAGGCAGAAAGCACCCAUUCUUCCAGCGCUCUGACUCAACGUUGUGCCUGGGCUGCCCUCCACCAGACCCCUUUGAGGCACCUUUAGCUCAAGCCUUACCCCUGGCUGACCAGCCACAUUUGCUUCAACCAAAUGCCCGCAGGGAGGAACUGUUUGGCAUGCCCAAACAACCUAUCACUGUACCUGCCACAGGUCCUAAUCCUCCUGGAAGCUGUAACCCAUUAGAAGUGCUUCCAACACGUUUGGGACUUUCAGUGCGGACAGCAGACACAAGUGCAGCAUCAAAUGUUCCAACUCCUAAUCCGUCUAAUAUAGCAAUACAGCUUCCGCACUCUGUGAUAGCAAAUCCAGCUUCAACCUCACAGCAGGGAUCUAGUACCUCUACUUACGCAGUUGUCGGAGGGAAUAGUUCCACUCCAAAGAGUUAUGAUGCAUUUGAUCAUGUCAUCCGUGAAAUGGUCUCUACCUGUUCCACAUGGCGAGAAGAUAGUCGAAGGUGGCCUGCAACCUCAGCACCAACAACUACUACAUCUACCGCCUCCUCUGUUCGAGCUCCUAUUAUAGUCUCACCUCGUAAAGUCGCUGCUGCUAUUGCUGCAGCUACUGCCAAUCUGAGCAAUAACACAAACACAAAUGGAAGCAAUUCUGGUUCUACUUCUAAAGCCUCUGGUUCUAGUAUCAUCGCAGGGGGCUCCAAAAGUUUGUUACCAUCUGGGUCUGCUGAGGGAAAUUUGGCAGUACCCCCAAUUAAGAGCGUCAUUGUCAGAGCAGGAUCUUCCUCAAAUCAAGAUACCCCAAUGCCCCUGAGUAGAUCUGAUGCUCCUGAUGUGCUAGUAAUUCCUACUGGUGAUCAUUCUGAGAAUGUGACGGACUGCGAAGAUACAUCUGCACAUGUUACUGUUGAAACGUCACAACCUCCUAGGUCACAGCCCUCCAUUGGACAGUCUGUUUCUCAUGACCUCCUCUUAGGCCGCUGGCGCUUGUCUUUAGAUCUGUUUGGUCGUGUAUUCAUGGAGGAUGUGGGGUUGGAGCCUGGAUCUGUGGUCUCAGAACUUGGUGGCUUUGCUGUGAAAGAGGCAAAGUUUCGCAGAGAAAUGGAAAAGUUGCGCAAUGCACAGCAGCGGGACUUAACAUUAGCUAAGAUGGAGAGGGAGAGAAAUGCUCUGAUUCUUCAAGCCAUGAAGGAGUUGAAUACUCAGUACAACACUCAAUAUAACUCAACUCAUCGCCGUGGUUCAAGUUCAAGUCAACAAACGCCACUAGCUGUUCAUAAAGUAAAGGUUACCUUCAAAGAUGAGCCAGGAGAAGGCACAGGAGUUGCUCGAAGUUUCUACACUGCUAUAGCAGAGGCUUUGUUGGCAAAUGAGAAACUACCUAACCUGGAGUCUGCUCAAGUAGGUGCCAGAUACAGUCAGUACAAUGUACUUCAAAGAAUUCGUACCCGUGAGAGAGAGAGUUUACGCAGACAUGUGCAGCGGUCUACCGGUCAAAGGGUUAGAGAACCUCGAAGAUCUCUAUCCUAUGAUGCUCGUCUUUUCUAUCCCCCAAGCACAGAUGGUGCUAUUGAUGGUCGUUCUCACAAUGAACAUCUCAGUAUGCAUCAGCAACAGCUUGGUGAAAGGCUGUAUCCUAAGGUUCAAGCAUUGAGACCAAACUUUGCUGGCAAAAUAACUGGCAUGUUGUUGGAGCUCUCUCCAGCACAACUGCUGAUGUUACUUGCUAGUGAAGAUGCUCUUCGUCAAAAAGUUGAAGAAGCUGUUGACUUGAUUGUCAAUCACGGUCAAGAGAUGGCAAGUGAAGCCUUACUUGAUUUGGAUGUGUUCAGCCUAUCAGAACGGAGUGGUGGCGGCAGCGGCAGCGGCUCAGCCCAAGUAGGCGCGGGUGGCAGUGGCUCGCUGGCGGCUGGUGGCUCUGCCGGUAGCAGCGGCAGCAGCGGCUCAGGAAAGAAGUCGGCCGGAGUGAGCUCCGGAGGCUCUCUAACGCCCAUCAUCCCGGCACCAACUGCGCCGCCCAAGAGCAGUCUCCUGCCAGGGAUUGAAAUGAUGGACACUGAUCCUUUGGAUGAUGGCGAAGAUAAUGCACCUUUGUUCUACAGUCCUGGUAAACGCGGCUUCUAUUCACCGCGCCAGGGCAAAGCUUCGUUUGAACGCUUAAACGCAUUCAGGAAUGUUGGCAGGUUGUUAGGUCUUUGUUUACUCCAAAACGAGCUCUGUCCAAUUUUCCUAAAUCGACACGUCUUGAAAGCAAUUCUGGGAAGACCUACACGGUUCCAUGAUUUGGCAUUCUUUGACCCACUUAUGUAUGAAAGCUUACGCCAGCUUGUCAUUGAUGCUGAAAAUAAAAACAGCAACAGCUUCUUCUCUGCCCUUGAUCUUACUUUCAGUAUUGAUCUGGCACCAGAAGAAGGAGGCGGAUCAGUGGAGCUGCUGAGUCCUCAUGGACGAGAUAUUGAAGUAACAGCCUCUAAUGUCUAUGAUUAUGUCCGCAAGUAUGCAGAAUAUCGCAUGGUCAAAUCUCAAGCAAAAGCAAUUGACGCAAUUCGCACUGGAGUGUUCGAUGUUUUACCAACAAGUGCGUUGGAUGGACUAACAGCAGAGGAUUUGAGACUACUAGUCAAUGGAGUAGGUGACAUCGCUGUCUCUACACUCAUAUCAUACACCAGUUUCAUAAAUGAAUCUGGUGAGGCAGGCGAACGACACCUCAAGUUCAAAAGAUGGCUUUGGUCUAUUGUUGAGCGAAUGACCCCAUCUGAACGUCAGGAUUUGGUAUACUUUUGGACAGGAUCACCUGCUCUGCCAGCAUCUGAAGAUGGAUUCCAACCAAUGCCUAGUGUUACCAUUCGUCCAGCAGAUGAUUCUCACUUACCUACUGCUAAUACAUGCAUUUCCCGACUGUAUGUCCCAUUAUAUAGUAGCCGACAGAUUUUACGUUCAAAGCUACUUCUUGCUAUCAAAACCAAGAAUUUUGGCUUUGUUUAAUUAAUUAAUAAUGUAUCUUUAUAAGUGAGUAGCAUUGUUCUGAUAAUUGCUGAUGAAGCAUAAACUUGUGUCAUAGAUGUAAAUUUUUGUUGAAAGUAAAAAUUUUGUUGACAGGUGACAGUAGCCCUAGUUCUUAAAUUAUUUUGUUUUCUCAUUUUGAGAUUCCUAUACUGAGAAAGAGCUUCAGAAUAAUACAGUAAUAACUACAUUAAUUAUGAAGGUUGCCGAGUGCCAAGUUUGUAGAAAUUGUUUCUAAUGACAUUACUAAGUCAGCCUUGGUCUCAUUACAUUUAUUCUCCUGAUCUAUUCCUGACAUUCUGUUAUCUUCAGUUAGCAUGACUAUGUUUUGCUCAAAUGUUAGCCUGUCUAUUUCCUUUAGUUUGGUUUAAGGAAUUGGUUUGUCGAUUUGCAUAUGUUUGUGAAGUUGUCUUCAAAUGCACAUUUUUUCUGCAAAGACUAUUUUGGCAUAUGAAGUGUUGCUUAAGUUGGUAGUGGACAUUUUCUAUCGAGAGGGAUAUUAAAAUCCCUUAAAGAUCUUGUAAAGUGUUUACUGGAAAUUCUCAUCUAGUUUCUUCACUUGUGUUAGUGGAUUACUUUUCACUAACUGCAGAGUGGUUAAUGGAAACAGCUAUUUCAGGAUUUUCAAUACCAUAUUUAACAUUCAAUUUUAAAUAUAGUGGCCUAUCCUCUAAAAGAAUGAUAUUGUUCAAUAUGUCAAAGAAACUUUUUAUUAGAAUAUCAAGUUACUUAUUUUAAAAGUGCUCGUCGGUGUGGUAUUAUGUUGUUUGUGUGCAUGCUAAAAACCACUGUGUACUGUUUUUUUGUUGUUUUUUUUGGAGGGGGGGCAUAUGAUAGGUUUGUGCAAGUUACACUUAUUUCUCAUUCUUUCUUUUCUUUUAGCAUCUACCCUUUCAUGUUCUUCUCCCUGAUAAGACACAAAGUGAGAAAGCAGAAUGGUUAUUUAUUAUAUCGCAGUUUUAAUGUGAGGAAGAACAGAUUGUUUCCUCCUCAACUUGUUGUAGGGUGGAGACUGGAAUGAAAGUUUUCCAAAGAACCUGGCAACCAAAUGAUCCUUUUAAAAAAAAAAAAAAAUUGGCAUACUUUGUACUUGUGAAAUUUGCACUGAAUUAUGACUGAAAGUGCAGCAUUCCCAUUCAUGGAUAAUCUGAGUGGCGUGGGAUGUAGAGGGGAAAUUCUUCCGCAUUAUUAGCCAUGCUCCAUCACUGGGUGACUGUAUCUUGGUACUAUUUGAUAUUGUGAUAUUAAAGCUAAAACAUCAUAAGUUACCAUCUUGAAUGUUCUCUUUUGUCAAGAUGGUAUUAGUGAUAAAGCCAACUUUGAAACCUAUAGAAUUUUUUUUCCUUAGUAUAAAAAAAGUUGUCUUGUGACUUAAAAGAUAUCAUUGUGGAAACUUGCCCAUGUCAAUCUUUUAAAGUAUAUUGGGUUAAAAGGACUUAUAAGUUGUAACUAAUUUAGAGUAUGUAUGAAUUUCUAAUGUAAGAAUAUUUUGUAGGAUACAGUUUCAUCUCUAAUUUCAGUGUCAAUAGUUAAAUGUUGGAAUUGACCUGUACAUACAAACCAGUACCAUUCAUACGGCAUCAUAAAUUAUGCUUAUCUGGUAGAUCUGUCCAUGGACUGAUUCAGGAAAUAGAGAUGGAACUUUAUUCAUUGAAUCACCAAGAUAGUUUCCAUUAUGAUGGGACGUAAAUAGGUAUUUGUAAUAUAUAUUUUUAUACAAAGAUUGAGCUUUCAUACCUCUGUACAACUACCAUGGCAGGAGGUAGGCAUACAUGUGUGUUCAAUACUUCCUACUAGACUCCAAUUUUUUAAAAAGUAAAAACAUGUGAUGUGCUAGCUUAAUCUUUGUGCUGUAAGACUUGGCGAAAGCUUUGUGUUCACUGAAAAAUGAAUUAAAGGAAGACAUUCAGGAAA